GACGGCCCAGGGAGCGCGUCGCGGCGGCGAGAGGUCCACUUUUCCCGACGCAGCGGGACGGGCUUGUACGAAGCGGGCGAGCGAGCGCGCGCGUGAGGCAUGGCGAAUCUGGGACCUAUGCCGCCGCUGCUUCUGGUGCUGGUAUUGAUCGUGGCGUCGGCCGCGGUUCGGGCGCUGCUGGUGCGGCCCGCGCGGGACGCCCAUGGCGGUGCCACGGGGUCUGGAGGCGACGACGACAACAACAACCUCAGCGACAGGACCAGGCCCAAGCUCAUCGUGGUGCUCGUCCAGGGAGUUCGCGCCGACUAUGUCGAUCACGAGGUCCACACGGGGUUCGAGAGGCUGGCCAGGGCGGGCGUCCGGGCAGAGUACGUGCUGCCCGUGUUCCCGUCCAGCCCGUACCCCAACGCUUACAGCAUCGCCACUGGCCUGUUCCCGGAGUCCCACGGUAUCGUGGACGACUACAUGUACGACUCGGAGCGGCGCGAGUUUUUCCUGGGCCUGCCGCACGAGCACGCUGCCAGCGCCCACUGGUGGGACAUGGCCGAGCCCGUCUGGCUGGCCGCCGAACGGCGCCGCCUGCGCUCGGCGGUGUACUGGUGGCCCGGCUGCGAAGUGGCACUGAACGAGACGCGGCCGGCCAUCUGCAUGCCACACCGGAGCCCCCACGGCUGGCACGCCCUGGACGCUGACUUCAGGCGAAAGCUGGACGAGGUGCUCGAGGUGUUCGACACCGACGAGCUCAGCCUCGCCAUGCUCUACUACGGCGCCGUCGCGUACGCUGGUCACUUUCGAGGUCCCGAGAGCAAAGAACGUCACAAGGCUCUGUUGGAAUUCGACAAUCACCUCAACUACCUCCUGGACAAGCUGGAGGCGUUGAAUCUCACUGAAAAAGUGACGUUGAUGGUCGUCUCCGACCACGGAAUCGCGAACACGUCUCCGGACUCAACCACGCCGAUUCAUUUGGAGAAAUACUCGCCUUUCAUCAAGUAUAUGCUCAACUUUGGUUCGCAUGCCAUGGUGCUGCCAAGAAAUGACAUGUUUCUGCCGCUGCGCCGAACUCUGCUGGACGCUCACAUCGAGGGCCUGCAGGUGUACACCAAGGAAGAACUCCCCGACAGGUACCACGUGAAGCACAGCUCGCGGGUGCUGCCGCUCUACUUACUCACCACGCCCAAGUACUUCAUUCUCCCGCUUGGGGAAAGCAGCAAGACAAAAUUGAAUCACAAAAAGAAGUUUCUCGGAUACCACGGUUAUGAUCCGGAACUUCCGCAAAUGAGGACGAUAUUCUACGCUCAAGGACCUGGAAUUAAGAGGAACCACGUACUCAAGCCUCUGGUGAACGUCGACCACUACAACUUCAUGUGUCGAGCUCUGGGUCUGGAUCCGCGACCGAACAACGGUUCCUGGUACCGAAUGAACGAAGGGCUGGUCGAGUCUGGGCUUGACUUCCCGAAGUUCGGGAGCUCUAUGUACGGAGGGAACUUGGGCCAGAUCUUGCGACCAAGCUCACAGCACGCAGCCUUCAUCCUGCUGGUCACGACCCUCGACCGGUUGGUCUCAACGUGAGAUGUGCGAAGGCAGCGGAGUGAAACGAACGUGCGAGAGACGAUUCAGGAGGAGGACUGUGUCGAUCACGCGAACAGCGAAGGAUUUCAAGCCCGAUGAAAAGCCCCAGAGUGAACACAGAAGUUACAACGCACACACUAAUCUUUUUUUCUUUUUUUUUGAAGACAGCAGGGGUAAGUGGAAAAUAACCCAGAGGGUUGAACUUGUAAACGGGUCUGUAAUUUGCGCAUGUGAAUGAUAAGGAAUGUUUUUUUGGAAGGACAGUUCAACCAGUCUUGCAAGCUGUACAUUGCUUUAUCAAAGGCGCGAGAGCGUAACUCUCCAAAAUAUUGUGUUCUUUAUUUCGCGAGCGCUCGCGCGAGAAAAUACCUUUCCAGAGGCACUCACCAACAGGUAGCCGCAGAACGUUGUACGGAAAUCGAGCUUGAAACCCUCACCCUGAGAAUCAACGAGAGAAUAACGGACGCAGCAAAUUGUUCAUUUAGCAAGAAAUAUAAGCAUGUGUGCGUGAUCCGACUUCGGAAUUGGAUGGAAUUCUAUUUUCUUGCGGCCUUGCUACUCGUAAUUCUAAUGGCACGCAGGUAUGUCAGCCUUCCUAAAUGUUAAAAUAGUUCUAGACGCUUUUUUUCUAAUGAUAUUUAUUUUUUAAACGAGAAACCAGUAUGUGACAAAUACAACAUAAAAUGUGGGUCAAUGUGUAGACCCAAUAUUUGUUUAAGAAUCGGGAUUUUACUACUUGUUUACAUAACUACAGCCUGGAAUCAGUGUGCAAUAAUCACGUGGUCUCAAUAUAAGUUGAGCUGUAAAUACUGUUUCAUAAUUCUCCCUUCUUGACGCGAUAAAUGUGUAUGCUAUGAAUGCUGGGUGACUGGGACUCCGGCUUGUUCUAAAUGUAAAGUUCAGUAGGAUUCAAUAGAAACGCUACCACAUGAGCAACUUCGCCCUCGUAACUCGAAAAGGCAGCUGUUAACAGAUGCUGCAUUCGCGUGCACCACGAUCGAUAAUCUUCCCCGCAUCUCACCUUUCCCAACAAAAUCAAUCACUCAGACGUCGCCGAAGGCGACAAGUUCAAAAAGGCGAUUACUAUUACGUCUUUACGUGUUACAUGUGCUUCCAGUGAUCAAUCGCUCGUUCAUCAUAUAAACACUGUGAAUCGUUGAACAUUUUCGGACUUUAUAUCCUGUUAAUACUGUUCUUGCACUGUGCUCUUCUCAGCAUGUAACUGUUAUGACUGUCUUAACAUUGCACACAAAAUUCGGACUGGCGAGAAAAUGCCGAUUCGUGGGUAGAAAAAGACGAGACAUUUUUAUAAAUGCCACUGAGUUUCUGCACCUCGUAUAAUCGCAGCAAUGGGUGCCCAUGCAACGCGUCACUACUUGAAUAGAGGCCACGUUCCUUUGCAGAAGGACGUAAAUGGAGCGAUAUGAAGUCGCGAUGUAUCGUGAGUGGCGAAUUCUGGUGACAGUUCGUUGGCAGUAUUGUGUAUGCAACCAUAGCCAGAUUUCAUAAUUUCUAUCUAUAAAACUGGCCGUGGUAACAAGCUCGAUGCUGCAAACUGUUGCUAACGGCGCGCGCGCUGCGUACGCGAUUAGGCCGACGUCAGCUUUACCUGAAGGCUUCUGUAUUCCAUCGCUCAUUUGCAUGUUUAUUGUGUUUGUGGAUGUCGCUGGUAAUGACAUUGCAAAACUGAACACAACUUUUUAAACACACAACUAACGUGCGCGUUCAUUGCUACCCUUACCCCUUUAAAAAGAAAUACAAUGAAGAUUGUUUUGUUUUUAGAUUCUUCGGUCGCAAUCUUCUCACACUGCGCACACUUGCGCAUAUUUGAAGGGCCUAUAUUUAUAAACCCGACAUGACUAUCAAUCAUCGCGAUAAUCACAAUCCUAUAUUGUUUGUGCCUCCAACUGUCUACACAAAGUUACAUAACCUAGAAACAAUUGAGAAGGAAAGGUUACACAACACCUUAAUACCAAAUAAAAUGCCAAAAAAAAAAGACAAAUAUUUUCGAAAGAGAUUAAAAAUAAGUUUAUGUAUAUAUCACAACACGUGUACGAAAUGUUAUGUGAUACUGAACCGGCAAUAAAAAUACCACAAAGA
Molecule: messenger RNA, 3669 nt
Organism: Ixodes scapularis (black-legged tick)
Lineage: Eukaryota; Metazoa; Arthropoda; Arachnida; Ixodida; Ixodidae
Product: glycerophosphocholine cholinephosphodiesterase ENPP6
Exons: 7
Coding region: 100-1569 (489 amino acids)
Source: RefSeq, a predicted model, not a curated record